This is a messenger RNA of Bursaphelenchus xylophilus (pine wood nematode), 2731 nucleotides long. The record is from the annotation of a GenBank genome assembly. Lineage: Eukaryota; Metazoa; Nematoda; Chromadorea; Rhabditida; Aphelenchoididae.
AUGGCAGAACGCGAGACGUCUAAUGUGAGACUUUUGAAUUAUGAUCAGUUUAAGACCCGACAAAAAAUUUCUUAGUAGUUGUGCAUAAGUCACAUAACAGUAUAUGAAAAUCUUAGCAUUUUUGUACACCCUAACCAAGGUUCCCCUUGGUAUCGCUUUUAAAUCUUCCUUUCUGAAACACUAAAGUUUAGUUGAUAGGCUUCAACGUUGACCAUGUCCAAAUUCCCUUGCAAGUUGUUUUGUGGCUGCUGGCCGCCAGUGCAGCUAAAAUACGUAAGUUUCUCCAACAUAAUCACUGUAUUCUUUACCAGUUUUCCACGCAAACAAAAAAAUGGGCGAGAAAAUCCCGGAUUCAGCUUUAUUAAUUUCGCUCGGCCUUCUGUUGGGAUUGGUAUUCAGAAAUUUCAAUUUGGUAUCAAAUUUCACCAUGGAUUCCACUGUAUUCUUCUUGUAUUUGCUGCCGCCGAUAGUCUUUGAGGCGGGGUAUUUCAUGCCAAAUCGGCAAUUAUUUGACAAUAUUGGGUCCGUCGCCAUGUUUGCGAUCUUUGGAACCGUCUGGAAUACAAUCACAAUCGGUGAGCACUUUCUCUUUGGUCUGUUAGUCAUCGUCUUAUAGGCGCCACUCUCUACUACGGCGGCUAUCUCGGGCUGUAUACUGUAAAAGUAAACUGGCCGGAACUCUUUACUUACGCUGCGUUGAUAUCAGCGAUUGAUCCUGUUGCCGUGAUCGUCGUGUUUGAGGAGCUUCAUGUCAACGAAUUCUUGUUUAUCAACGUUUUUGGAGAAGCGUUGUUCAAUGAUGGAGUUGCCGCCGUUCUCUUCCAAAUCUUUAAUCGGUUGACGCUGUUAGGGCCUGCCAAAGUUGCUGGUGAGUUUUUUUUGAAGUAUUGAUGGCGCUGGUAAGCGGGGAAGCUUUAAGUGUGAUUUUCAGGGUGUCUUUAGAAUUGUCACACUUGUGAUACCUAGGCCAAAAGUGAAUCGCUGAAAAGUUUACUUCGCGCUUUACUAGGGCAGCCGAAAUAUUCAAGCCAAUAGGAAUGCUGCAGAAAUUUCAAAAAACCUUUAGGAAAUUUUAAGAACUCGAAUGCCAAUAUUCACUGCAUUCAGAGCGUCGCAGUUCGAAUAUUUAACCAAACAUUUUUUUGCAGAAUUCUCAUUCGCUGACUACUUUGUGAUAACGUCCACCGGAUGUUUCGUCGCGAUUGGCGGUAUCAUUUUUGGUGUGGUCUUCGCCUUCCUCUGCGCUCUCAGCACCAAGCACACCCAACGGGUGAAGAUUGUCGGUCCCGUUUUCGUAUUCCUCUUCCCAUAUUUGGCCUACCUGACCGCCGAGAUGUUCGCCUUAUCCGCGAUUCUGGCCAUUUGUUUUUGUGGGAUCUUCAUGAAGGAUUAUGUGAAAGGAAACAUCAGUGUGGAGGCAGCGGCGUCAGUGAAAUACUUUGUGAAAAUGCUGGCCCAAGCCUCGGAGACGGUCGUGUUUAUGUUUCUGGGGCUGUCAGCGGUCGGAUCACCGUUCUACUUUGACUUUUAUUUUGUCUUGAUUACACUUGUGGCGUGCGCGGUUUAUCGAGCAUUAGGUGAGUAUUCCGCAUUCUGAAGAUCUCAUAAUUUUUUUAAAAAAAAUAUUGGUUUAAAACUGACUUCUUUUUCGACCAAAAAUACCAAUUUUUCAGGAGUCGUUAUUCAAUGUGCAAUCCUCAACCCCUUCCUUCAAAAGAAGUUCUCCUUUUCGGAUCAGUUUGUAAUGUCCUACGGAGGUCUUCGAGGUGCGGUUGCGUUCGGAUUAUUGAGUAAUAUCCCCUCAACCUUGGAUCAAAAUAUAAAAGACCUUUUCAAAACAACAACAAUAAUUGUCAUCUGUUUCACAGUUUUUGUUCAGGUAAGUUCCUUGUAAAAUUUUCAAAUUAUCGCCAAAAAACAUAACAGUUACCUUGGUACUGAUAUAAAUACAAGGUCUAAGUACAUAAUGUCAUCAAUUUUUCAGGGGACGACAAUCCGGCCGAUUUUGAAUUUCCUGCAAAUCGAAAAAAAGUCCUCCGCAGAUGUCAAAUUUGUGGAACGAGUCUUUGACAGGGUAAUUUUCCCCUCAAAUACGACAAAUUUUUGCAUUUUUGAUGACAUUAUCUAUGACAAUCCACUUCCCUUUUCAGUAUUUCGACUACACUCUCUCCGGAAUCGAAGAUAUCAUCGACCAGAAAGGCUACAACACUUUCCGCAGCUGGUAUGAGCGUCUAAAUUCCAAAUAUUUGAAGCCGUUUUUGAUCAAAGACACCGACCCAACCCUAUUCGAUCCCUCUGCCAUUCUUCGAGCGUACAAUAAAGUGACCGCCGGCGAGGUUUUGGCGCUAAAUCAAGAGAUUUUGGAUCGAAAAAGAGCGAUCAAAAAGACGAUCGAGAUCGACGAGGUUAGUGGGAUUGAGAAUAUUGGAUUCGACAAUGAUUCAGUGGCCUCGGCGAGUACAACUGGUAAUAGGGAGCUUCAGCAGGUACAAUUUUUAUUUCUGAAUGAAAUUUGCUAUACCAAAAUUUUCAAAAUCAAAAUUUUUUUAAUCUAAACUUUCAGUUCCUCCACAAAGAAGAGAACUUGAAUGCGAUGUGCUCGAUGAUCGAAAGGAUCGUUUCACAGAAGCUUCAGGGCUACAAUCACAUUUCCUCGGCGGUGGACCGUCGGAAAUCGACCGUGGCCGAUAUUCAGGACGAUUAUUUACAUCAGCUCAAGAAUCAUUUAUAA